AAGUUUGGAAAAGAGGUCGUUGGCGCUUUUAAAGAAUAUUAUUCUUAAAAUAUUAUACUUGAUUUACUCUUCAAAUGUCACUAAAUAAUGGCUUUGAUAAAGCUACUGAAGAGCAGGAACCGCCGGCAUGGGAUACUCUACGCUCUCUUUGUAAAACAAAUUUAAAACAUUUCAAUUCGCACCAAGAUGAAGCUGGUAUGAGAAUCAAGGGAGCAUUAUUGGUAUUAAUAGAUACAUUGGAAAAUAUUAGAUCUACAUAUGCUGAAAUAUCCAGAAUUGCUCCUCUGUUUGAUUUUGAUGAGAAUACACCAGGCAAUGGAUACCGAAGUUUCUUAUUUUUAGUAGAUAAAUGUAUUAUACAUUCUACGUUAGUUUGUCAAGAACUCGACUAUCAAAAGAAUUCUAUGCUUUUUCGGAAAAGUUACCACAUGAGGGAAAUAGAAGCUUAUUCUCAGUUAUUGGCUUCACUUUGUACUUGCUUGCAGCACAUAAAAACACUUUAUUCUUGGCAAGAAGCAAACGAAGACGAACGUUCCCUUUUUCAUGAUAAUCACACCGCCCAAGAACUUCUAAAUCAAGCUGAAAAUAUUAAUCAAUAUUGUUUUUAUGGUAGAUGCUUAGGUUUCCAGUUUUGUGACAGUAUGAAAAUUGUUUUAAAAGUAGUCUCAGUUGGAAUGGCAUCAUUUAGCGAACUUUUUUAUGCAAAUGGUACUUUGUUUGGAAGAUGUUCUAACUCCCUUCAAUAUCUAUUGGAUCCUGAGGCUAGAGCCCGUAGGAUAGUCACUAUAUCUCAGCACGCGGACAUUUCUUUUUGCCAAGCAUUCUGGCAUUUAAAUGAAAGCGAUUUAAUACUCAGUUUACCACAAAUAGUAAUGCCAGCAUUAGCUAUAAAUCAAUUAAUAUCAAUACCACCUGAAGAAAUGGAGUUUCCAACAUUAAGUGGUUUGACUAUAAAAAUUCCUAUUCCUAGUAGUCAUAUAGGCAAGAAACCCAUUCAUGUGAGAUUACUGAGUUCUAAACGUAGGAUUGGAAUGAUUGGCUCUGGUAGCGUGAAGGGCCUCCUAGCCGAUCAAUGUGAUGCCCUGCUGAUCCAUUGCCACGGGGGAGGCUUUGUUGCUCAGAGUUCACGUUCCCACGAGGCCUACAUGCGCACCUGGACCCAAGAACUCGAUGUUCCAAUUUUGAGCAUCGACUACAGCCUCGCACCCGAGGCUCCCUAUCCUCGAGCAGUCGAGGAGGUCCUUUACGCUUAUGUCUGGGCCCUUAAGCACGCGGACUCGCUACUUGGGAGCACUGCCAAGAGGGUCAUCCUCGUCGGUGAUUCAGCUGGAGCUAAUUUAAAUUUAGUAACUACUAUAAGGUGUUUGGAAUUAAAUAUAAGAUUACCCGACGGCAUUUUUAUGGCCUAUACACCUGUGUUAGUUGACGUUAUUCCAUCCCCAGCUCGUUUAUUAUGUCUUAGCGAUCCUAUUUUACCUUUUGGAUUUAUGAUGCGAUGUUUAAAGGCCUAUGCAGCUAUGGACCCCAAACAAGAACAAUGGGAAAAUGAGUCAGUGGAUGAACUGGUUGAAAUCGAUAAAUUAGAUACCGAAUCAUUUGCAGAAGUGAGCGAGAGCGACUUAAUAGCUUUAGCUUUAAGUCCGACCGGUGAUAACGAUCAAAAUAAUCUCAAACUAGCUUCAUUACCUUCCGACUCAACUUUAAAUUCUGUUAGCCUAACAGACGUGGAUGUAAUCGAAGGUACUGAAAAUUCAUUAGAAGAAGCAAAAUCUCAAGAAUACGUAAAACGAUUUUUAGAUAUAUAUAGAAAUUCGCGAUUUGGAUCUACAGUACCGAUUUUCAACAGAGCGAAGAGCUCUGAAAGUAACGUAAUAAACGACACAAAAUCUUGGUCCUUUUUUAAUUGGAAUUCGAACAAAGACAAUAAAAUAAAAAUACCAAGACACUUAGAAAUGAAAGGUGGCAAAGAUAUUUCCGAGGAAUUUACAUUUACAGUGCCCAAAGAUGUUUACCUAAGUCCGUAUCGAGCCUCAGAUUCCUUGUUAAAAAGGUUUCCACCGAUUAAAAUCUUAAGCUUAGAUUUGGAUCCAUGUUUAGAUGAUUGUGUAAUGUUUGCAAGGAAACUCAAAUCCAUGGGAAAAUCGGUUACCUUAGAUAUACUACCUGGUUUGCCUCAUGGUUUUCUUAAUUUCUCUGUGGUAUCAAAGGAAGCAUAUGAAGGCUCACUGGUAUGUGUAAAAAGAAUUCGUGAGUUAUUAGAAACGUUACCGCAGGUGUGCUCAAAUUUGAUGGAAUUUUCCUGCUGUUUUUGAAACUUUUUAGAAAAUACAAUUAUUGCUUCUGACAAUUUAUAAUAACAAGUUACAGCAU
This is a messenger RNA of Ceratosolen solmsi marchali, 2370 nucleotides long. RefSeq names its product hormone-sensitive lipase (gene Hsl). Bases 75 to 2312 code for a protein of 745 amino acids. Gene Ontology annotation, cellular component: cytosol. Gene Ontology annotation, biological process: cholesterol metabolic process; triglyceride catabolic process. Lineage: Eukaryota; Metazoa; Arthropoda; Insecta; Hymenoptera; Agaonidae. The transcript has 11 exons. The record is from RefSeq and is a predicted model, not a curated record. Gene Ontology annotation, molecular function: sterol ester esterase activity; triacylglycerol lipase activity.